Molecule: messenger RNA, 5065 nt
Organism: Caenorhabditis auriculariae
Lineage: Eukaryota; Metazoa; Nematoda; Chromadorea; Rhabditida; Rhabditidae
Source: the annotation of a GenBank genome assembly
AUGCUCCCUUGGAUCUGGUCGGCCGCUCUUCUGGUUUGUUUCUUGGAAUAUUUUUUUCAUAGUUAGUGAUUCAUUUCAAAAUAAAUUUUAAAAAAAUACGGGAUUUAUUUUAUCAUGAUGUAAACUUCCUGAUGAGUGCAAGUUUUCCAAAAAUAUUCUUUUGGCUUUUGGGAAACUAUUAUUUGCUUUCCUAUCAAAAACUAAAAAAAGACCAAGUCGUUCCUAUUAUACAACGUAAUGAAUCAUUCUAAUAUGCAGAUUUUUAAAAAAAUCUAUAAUUUUUGCCCUUUUUUGAACGAAAAAGCUUCUUGCAUGAGGUUCAGAGGAUUUUUUUGAGUUUUCAACCCGCUUUUUUGACAGAUUCCUGCUCUCUGCUACACGUUACUGAGCCCUCCGGUCACUACCAAUUUUCUGAAUACUCGGACAAUCGUGGCAAAAAAUAUAUCAUUGGAAGGGGAUAAUAUUUGGCCGUGUUAUGACUACUAUUUGAACGAUUGGAGCAGCGAUUCAAAAUAUUGUUUCAUCUCCUUCUACUUCGAAGAUCAAAAGGUUGACACGGUUUAAGUUAUCCGAAAAGUGGACUCAAAGCUUAGAAGAAAGUUCUUUAUGACAAGAAACAGCAUAGAAUUACCCAUUUUGUUAUAAAUAUGUAAAAAGUUUUUGAAAAAAAUUUAAAAAGUCCCGCCCGGGCCUUUGAAUUUUAGUUCUCCAGAAUUUCGCUUUUUUUAAAUUGAUUAUUUAAAAAAAUGAUAAAAGAUGAAUUACCGCAUAAAGAGAAAAUUUCAAGUUUUGAAGAAAACUUGAAACACCCAUCACAUGAUCAAUACGACCUUAAAAAACUGCAGAAAAAAAAAACUUUUUUCGGCUCAAAACUUUGCUUUCAACUCGCUCAACCUCUGAAGUUUUAAAAACUUUAAAAUUCUAGUCGUCUUCCAAACGCCCCCCAAAAAAAUUAUGUUUGAACUUUCCAGAAAUGUAACGGAAAACUACGAGAUUUUUUUAACCCUGGAAAAAUUAAAAAUUUCGGCCUUCAGCAAGACUUUUUUCAGCUCUACUGUGCAUUACUCAAUGAAAGAGUGAGCAGUGACUAUCACAAUAAUCCAGAUGGAUAUUUUCUUCCUUUCAACGAAACUCAAUACAACUUUACCCUCCUUCUCACGGAAGACGAUUUGGAAACUUGUGAUUUGGAAAAAAGUUAUGUAGGAAAAUCUGAAGCCACCGAUAACUUUUUCUAGGAUUUCCUAUGCAAUGCCCCGAAGAUUGGUACCCAAUAAUUCGACAGGACGGAACUACCUGGUGUUUAAUGGUUUUUUAGGGAAGAAAGUAGAUUUUUAAAUUAUAAUUUUAGAUGAAUACGACUGUCCAAACUUGGGACGAAGCUCAGGAAAGUUGCAAAGAGUUGGGAGCGCACUUGACCGGCUUCGAAACGGACGAGGAGUUCGAAGAGUUCAAAGGUGGCAUAAUUUGAUGAAACUCAUUCUGGCACAAUUUUCCUCCGGGUUACAGAACCCUUCGAGGAAGAUUCCUUCGACGUGCUAUGUGUAUGCGCCUUUAUUAUAACGGAACUUUUAGUUGAUUCACGGCUGACUUGAGCUAUCGAAAAAAAGGGUCCUGACACGAUAAUGCACGAGAUAGUGCCUGACUCGUGGAGAGCGCAGACAGGCCACGCCCCCUUGCGUCCUAAGCUAGCCGUGAAUCAGCUAUAAGCUAUAUAAAAAACAAAUUCACAGAGAUAGCCCAAAAAACGAAAAAAAGACAAGAACUCAAUCUAAAAAUUCCAAAGUACAAGUUGUAUUUUUUUCAGCCAAUCAUUUUUUUAGUUUUUUUAUUAUUUUUUCCCGUUAUCUUCGUAUUUUAUUUCAUCUAUAAAAGUAUUUUUAAAAACUUUGGACAACAAAAAGUUUUUUUGUCAUUGACGCGCCUUUACUAUUUCCGGAAAAGCUCUGUUCAGCCUUUGUCAGUAACGCCUCUACCACCGACUACACCCAAUACUUGAUCGGAGCUCGAUCUUAUCCACGAUGUCAGAGUAAUAUUGAACCUUGCUCCUUGGGGCAGGUAUUAAAACUACAAAACUAAAGUUUAGCUUUAUCUCAAGGGCUACCAAUGGAUCGGCAACGUCUCCUCAACAAAUAUAAUAGUCUCGAAAUGGAACAAAGGAUGGAUCCCGGCGGUCGGAUGUGCGGUUUAUAAUAGUUUCCAACAAGUCGAUGACAAAUCUCUUCGUGGAGGGUCCCUCAGCGAUGUCAAGUAAUUUUCAUUUUUUAUUGAGCUUUUUUUCACAAAAAUUCUCCAAUAUCAAUGAAAAAAAUUAUCGAAAAUUAGACUUAACAAUAAUAUUUAUUGCACAUGAGGUUACAAAAAAAUAAUAAAAAAAGGUAUCCUAAAAAAACCUAAGAAAAAGAGGUUAAAAGCGUACUUGCUAAACAUUCUUCUUCAUAACUUCCUCGCGAAAACUGUUAAAAUCCCUCUUUUCAGAUUGAUUAAUUUAAUUAACUUUAUUCUUCUAUAAGUUAGAGAAGUCUGCGGGGUUCAAAAACAUAUAUACGAAUUUUGAAAAUUUUGAAACAUUUGUUCUUAGUUUCAAUUCAAGACUUCUGCCAGCACCCAAACAAGAAUUUCUGCAAAUAUAUUGAAAAGAUGAUAAAAUUAGACUGGAUAACAAAGAUUACAGCAUCAUUAUCUUACAAGCCAACUAAAUUCCCCUUUUUCAGCUGCGCCAUCAAGUUUCCCUUCAUUUGCGGAAAAUACGCAGGACUCCUCAAUAAUGAACAAAACUACGAUCAAACUGACAAGUAUCCAAGUUCACUCCAAAUCAGAUUCAAUUGAAUUUUUGUUGGUUUUUCCCAAAUUCGUUGAUCAGUAACUACCUUCAAUAAAACACUGAAGUUGCCCAAUUUAGCAAGAAACAUUUGCGGUCGCGAAAAGCGAGAAUAACAACCAAUAAGUUCGGCGAACGACGCGCCGGUUUCUAGUCUCAAAGAAAAAAAAAAUCAAGAACCAGGAAAAAGUUGAUACUACGGAAAAUCAGAGUUUCCGCUUAUAGUAUUAGUAAAAAGAAAGAGAAUUCCAGACAAUAACUUCUAUUUUCCAAACUUCAAACAGCUGAACUGUUUUUACUGAUUAUUCUAACCUAUGCAUCAGUAUUUGAGCAGCCCAACACUAAUCCAAAAAGGUUCAAAUAGAAAUUUUAAAAAUAGCGCACCUAUCUGAUGUUUUUUCCCCGUUUGACAUCAACUGCACGACUUCAUUUUCGUCGGUUUCCCCUCUUUUCCAUUUGAACCUUUGAAAUCUUCAUUUGAGCGUACAAUUAUUUCAAGUUUGAAACCUUUUUAUUCGAUCCACAAUCAGUUCAGAUGCGCUGGAAUUGCAAUUAAAAAAAAGUAAAAAUGCCGAGGAAAUCAUCAAUCCUUUGAAAUUUAUUCACAAAACUCGAAAACUUCGGAACGAUUUAUCUCAAAAAAAAGAAACGAAAAUUAAUAAAAAUUGAUUUAUUUUGUUGGCGAGCUGUUCGAUUGUCGAGAAUCACAAGUCUUUUUUUCAUUCCUAUAAAAAGUUUGAAACGAUUUUUUUAAAACGAUACUUUUAAUAAAAAAAUUUGAGGUUGUGUGGUGAAGUCGAACAAAUCGCAAAAACGCAGUUAUGAAUACGAGAAAUAACGCAUUCAAAAUAAAGCUGACUUGAGAGUACGUUCAUAAUGCAAAAAAAGAAAUAUCGAAAAAAACCUGAUUCCAAAAAAAUUUUUUUAAUGCGCAUCUAUGCGCAGUUUUGGAGCUUCCGCGUAUUUUUUUAUAAUUUUUUUCUUUAUAAAAAUAUUCAAUUAUGAUUAAUAAUAAAAGCCAAGCGUUCAUCAUCAUAAAGAGAUUGACAUAAUUUCAAGAAACUUAAAAUUCAAAAUUUUACAAUAGCAUUCAAUUUCUAGCUAAGUCUGAAACUUGAGAAUUCAAAACCGCUCCUUUUCGUUUACACUCCUUUGAUAACCAAAAGAAGUGGUUAUUAUCACGCUGAACCCUAAUUUCUAUCGAUCUUCAUCCAAGAAAGGCAACUUCCUCGAUUCAAAACACGUGUUUUCAAAUGACGCUAUUAUCAAUCCAGUCCAACCUUCAAUCAACGGACCAAAAAGUUUGCCGAAAACGUUGACCUUCACCUCUCGUCUUUCGUCCUGAUUCGAUUUGGCCCCUUAUAAACGUGAUUCUCGCGACCCGGAGUGGCAAAAUUUAAUGAAUCUGAAUUUCCUAUUAUUUUUUCUUGGAGCUUUGCUGCUCGUGGAAACCGUCAACGGCGUUACGAGCCAUGGGCCAAGCGGCGAUUUACAUCAUCUCAUGUGGAAAGCUCCUAAAGGGUUCGUUUGAUUGUUCUAUUAUUGGUUUAGUAGUGAAAAACGUCCUUUUUUGUUUGAAAAAAUUGAAAUUUGAAGGCUUUUAACUUUGAAAGAAACGUGAAAAGAAGAUGCUCAAAGUCUUCAAUGGGAUUUUUCUUCGUAAAAAUAUAUUUUUUUAACUUUUUGUAAUUAUGGUAAAUAAAAUGCAAACAAAUAAUUGAUUUUUUUAUAACUAUUCUUCCGUUUUUUUGAACAUUUGGAUGGCUGAAAUUUCUUAAUUUUGUAAGAAGACGUGAAUUUUUCCCAUAAACUUUUAGAAAUGAAGUUGAAAAUUUCAUGUUUUGGAACGGAGUGAAGUUAUUCAUGAUUAUUCAUACAUAUAUUAUUAAAAGAGAUUUUUUUCCAAGGAAUUUUCUACAGUAAACUGUCAAGCAUUCUUUCUUGAGAAAAAGCGAUAAUUUGAUUGAACCAAUUUUAAGAGUUUUUUCAAACAGAAAUUAUCUGAUCUAAUGAUUUUUUUAUAACGUUUCUAACAAUUCCAGGUAUCGACAAAAGAGGUACGGCUACGGCGGAGGCUACGGAGGCGGCUACGGCGGCGGCGUUCCUUACUAUCCUCCAGCUCCUCCAGUAGUAAUCCAUAAAACCGUGGUCAUCCGAGAAGGUCCCGGCUGGGGCUUCAGACCUCCCCCGCCGCCACUACCGCCUCCACCGCCAUUCGGAGGCGGCUUUGGAUGGUGGCGUCACUAG